Molecule: messenger RNA, 1704 nt
Organism: Lasiodiplodia theobromae
Lineage: Eukaryota; Fungi; Ascomycota; Dothideomycetes; Botryosphaeriales; Botryosphaeriaceae
Exons: 2
Coding region: 1-1704 (567 amino acids)
Source: RefSeq, a predicted model, not a curated record
AUGGGAGCUGAAAACACGCUUUGGGCCAUACUGGCCAUACUCUCUCCUGUAGUUGCGGCCCCGAUGGCUGCGCAGGACGACGAUGGCGCAACGACGGCCGGCCCCCAACUGAAGAUCGCCUCCGGAACGGGCCGCGUAGCCUUGCUCUGGACGUCGAUAUCGCUCGCCGUCUUCACGUCGCUGGUCCAAGGCCUGAUCACGACCGUCAUCCAGAUCUCCGAGGACCAAGGGCUCUGGACAUUCCGGUUCCGGCUUGCGCGCUACGAACAUAUAUGGUGGACGGUCGUGUCGUCGGUGCUCAGCGUCUCGUUCGUGCUGAUCAUCCUCACGUUUCUGGCCGGCAACACGCAGGACUCGCUCGGGGUGCUCGCCCUGUCGACGGCCACGACCAUCGCCAUCGUGCGGUACGCCGUGCCCGCCUGGCGCAACCGGGCCUUUAUCGAGAACCGGUGGCGCGCGUGGACCGGCCCGAGCCGCACGUCCAUCAAAGCCAGCUCCCGCGCCCUCUGCGGCGAUGCGGCCCAAUGGAAGCGCCUAUCCCAGGCGCUCCCCGAACGUAAGAUCGUCUCGGCGCCGUCCGACGACUGGGGCUUGUCACUGUUCCCGCCGCCCGGCCUGUGGGAGGACCCCACCGCCCUCCUCGACAAGUUCGCCGACCAAGACGCGGCCAAGUACGCCGCGCCCGACGCGCACGCCCGCUGCGUCUACGACGACGGCACCACCACCGGCAACGUCUCGCUCCAAUGGGGCGAAGCGCAGGGCUUCCGGCGGCGCGUGUCGCGGGCCAUCCACGCCAUGCCGAAAGGGCUGCUCGCGUCGCGGCCGCUCACCGUCGACGAGUACAACGGCGAAGGGCUGACGCUCGCCCUCGGCAUCCUGGGCCGCAACAAGGGGCUGCGGCCGCACACGCUCGUCUUCGACGCCUCGGACGCGUGGAAGACACGCCGCGGCAUCGGUCGCACCCAGCCGCACACGCGCGUCCAGCACGCGCUCGAGAGCGGGUCGGCCUGGGCCCCGCGCCCGAGCAAGGUCAUGCGGAGCUACUACGCCCACGCCGUCGACGGCCAGUUCGGAACCCUCCCCGACGCCUUCCGCGACGCCGCCACCGAGCUGGCCCUCGUGCUGCUCGACGUCCCGCCGCGCCCGCUGCGCGUCUGGCUGGAGCGCGGGCUCGAGCAGCAGGACCUGGACGUGAACCUGUGCAUGUCGGGGCGCAGCAGCAGCAGCAGGGCGGCGGCGACCAACGAGCAGCUCAACCAACUGUACCGCGCCAGCUACGCCAGCAUGGUCGUGUCGCUGAACUACCUGUUGCUGCAACCCCCUGCGGCCACCACCGCCGACGCCGACGCCGACACCAAGCAGCAGAGCCCGCACCACCAGCACCAGCACCUCCUCCUACACCCCGUCCGCCCCGACCUGACGUGCUUCGCGCUGCUGCACCUGGCCGAGCAGAGCGUGCGCCUGGACGAGAAGGCCGGCGAGUGGGUGGCCGGGCCGGGCGCCCCCAUGCCUGCUUGGUGGGGCGACGCCUGGGUGCACGCCCGCCUGCGCCGCGAGCAGGCGUGCUUGAAGCCCGGCUGGAAGGACCCCGCCGCGUGGUUGUUGGGGUUGAAGAGUUUCCCGCCCGAGUUGGAUGCACUAGAGUGUCAGCCGGCGGCGUGGCCGAGGGUUGUGUAUGAGCCUGAGAGGGGGUUCAUAGAGUAA